Messenger RNA from Ostreococcus tauri, 729 nucleotides. RefSeq names its product Ferritin-like superfamily. The record is from RefSeq and is a predicted model, not a curated record. Gene Ontology annotation, cellular component: cytoplasm. NCBI's taxonomy places the organism in Eukaryota, Viridiplantae, Chlorophyta, Mamiellophyceae, Mamiellales, Bathycoccaceae. Gene Ontology annotation, biological process: intracellular iron ion homeostasis; iron ion transport. Gene Ontology annotation, molecular function: ferric iron binding; ferrous iron binding. Bases 1 to 729 code for a protein of 242 amino acids. The transcript has a single exon.
AUGCGCGUCGCGCGGGAGCGCCGCGUCGCGCGUGAACGCGCGGGAGAUGGGAAACGCACGCGAUCGAGCGCGCAAUCGUCGGCGCGAUGGCGCGCGCGCGUCGAGGCGAGCGAACGACCGAACGUGGACGCGGACGCGAGCGCGGCGAUUAUUGAAGCGACGUCGACGCAUCCGGUGAGCCAAACGACGAGUUACAGCUUCGCGAGAAGUGGAUUCUCGGCGGAGUGCGAGCGCGCGCUCAAUGCGCAGAUCAACGUGGAGUACAACGUGUCGUACAUCUAUCACGCGAUGUGGGCCUUCUUCGAACGAGAUAACGUCGCGCUGAAGGGAUUUGCCGAUCACUUCAAGGCGGAGGCGCUGGAGGAGCGCUCGCACGCGGAGCAGCUGAUGGAGUACGUGAACCUGAGAGGCGGUCGCGUCGAGCUGCAGCAACUGUUGCCGCCGCAGACCGAGUACGAUCACCCAGAGAAAGGAUGCGCGCUGUACGCCUUGGAACUGUCGCUGAGCUUGGAGAAAUUGAACAACGAUAAGCUCUGCGAGCUUCAUCGCGUGGCGGAGGACGCCGGGGACGCGCACAUGUGCGACUUUCUGGAGGGCGCGAUGAUGGACCCGCAGGUGCAGAGCGUGCGCGAAGUCGCGGAGAUGGUCGCCACGCUCUUACGCAUGGGACCGCCCGGCGACGGUAUGGCGGCGUGGCACUUCGAUCAGUACCUUCAAAACAAGGCUUGA